AUGGUUUCGUUAUUUAAAGAAGAUCCCAAACAUAUUCUGAAAACUAUCAAUGCUCAUUUGCCAGUUGAUCCACGUUCACUUGCCAAAUCAGUGCCAUUGCCCAAUACCGAAGAACCAGGGUUUUCCCCAAUUUACAGAAAUGCCUUUUCACCAGAUGAAUUACUUAAUAUGCCUUAUCCAGGAUUAGACACUUUAUACAAGUUAUUUGAAUAUGCUGUAGAUGUUCAUGGACCUAAACCAGCUUUGGGAUCAAGAGUUAAAAACCCUGAUGGCACUUUUGGUGAUUAUGUGUUCCAAGAUUACAAUACCGUCAGAAUCAGAAGAAAUAAUCUUGGUUCAGGGAUUUUUUUUAUUUUACAAAAUAAUCCUUAUAAAACUGAUAGUGAGGCCCAUAAAAAGUUGAAAUAUGAUCCAAAUUCUGAAAAAUCAUUUAUUUUAACUAUUUUUUCUCAUAAUCGUCCAGAAUGGGCCUUGUGUGAUUUAGCAAGUGUUGCUUAUUCAAUCACUAACACUGCCUUAUAUGAUACUUUGGGUCCUGAUACUAGUAAAUACAUUUUGAACUUGACUGAGUCCCCAAUUGUUAUUUGUUCCAAAGAUAAAAUUAGAGGAUUGAUUGAUAUGAAAAAUAAAUAUCCUGAAGAAUUGAGUAAUUUGAUCACUUUGGUAUCAAUGGAUGAUUUGACUACUGAAGAUUCAGUUUUGAAAAAUUAUGGUCAUGAAAAUAAUAUCACCGUUUUCGAUAUAAAACAAGUGGAAAAAUUGGGUGAAAUCAAUCAAUUGGAUCCAAUUCCACCAACUCCAGAAACUGAAUUCACCAUCACAUUUACUUCUGGUACCACUGGUGCUAAUCCAAAGGGGGUUGUUUUAACUCAUAAGAAUGGUGCUGCCGGAGUAACAUUUUUGUAUUGUAAUUUUAUGGGUAAAGAAAAUGUCCGAUUCUAUUCAUUUUUACCAUUGGCUCAUAUUUAUGAACGUGCCAAUAUUCAAUUUGCCUUAAGUUUGGGUAGUGCUAUUGGAUUCCCUCAAGGACCUUCACCUUUGACACUUCUUGAAGAUGUUAAAGCAUUGAAACCUGAUUUGUUAGCUUUGGUUCCUCGUGUUUAUACCAAGUUGGAAGCUGCCAUUAGAGCACAAACUAUUAAUAAUACUGAAAAACCUUGGUUGCAAUCAAUUUUCUCUACUGCCAUUAAUGCUAAAAUGGAAGCUCAUGCUAAAAAGGAAAACGAACAUACCAAUCCAAGAUUCUUAGUUUAUGAUAGAAUCUUGGGACUCUUAAAGAAAAAAAUUGGGUUCGAUAACGUUAUUACUAUGACUACAGGUAGUGCACCAAUCGCUCCAGAAACAAUUAAAUUUUUGAAAGCAGCUGUCAAUGUUGGAUUUGCUCAAGGAUAUGGGUUGAGUGAAUCAUUUGCUGGGGUUAUGGCUUCUUCUAAAUAUGAAACCGAAUCGAGUUCAUGUGGUGCAAUUAGUGUCACCACAGAAAUGAAAAUUAGAGAUAUCCCAGAAAUGGGUUAUUCAGCUCAUGACAAAGAAGGAGCUAGAGGGGAAUUAUUAUUAAGAGGACCACAAAUCUUCAAAGAAUAUUACAAGAACCCAGAAGAAACUGCUAAAGCUGUUGAUGAAGAUGGUUGGUUUUACACUGGUGAUGUUGCAUGUGUUGAUUCUGAAGGGAAAGUGAAAAUUAUCGAUCGUGUCAAGAAUUUCUUCAAAUUGGCUCAAGGUGAAUAUGUUUCUCCAGAAAAAAUUGAAAGUUUAUACUUGUCUCAAUUCCCAUAUAUUGCUCAAUUAUUUGUUCAUGGUGAUUCAUUACAAACUUUCCUUGUUGGUGUUGUUGGUUUGGAUCCAACCACUAUUGGUACUUAUAUUAAAAACAGAUUUAAAGAUGAAAUUGUCAAUGAAGCUGAUAUAAUUGAAUUCUUCAAAUCGCCAAGAAACAGAAAAGUUUUGUUGGAUGACAUGAAUAAAAGUAUUGGUAAACACUUGCAAGGGUUUGAAAAAUUGCACAAUAUCGACAUUUCUUUUGAACCGUUAACUGUUGAAAAGAACGUUAUCACUCCAACCAUGAAAAUUAGAAGACCAAUCGCUGCCAAUUAUUUCAAACAAGAAAUUGAAAACAUGUAUAAUGAAGGAUCUUUAAUUAGAAAUAACAAUUUAUAG
Candida dubliniensis CD36 is the source of this 2157-nucleotide messenger RNA. RefSeq names its product medium-chain fatty acid-CoA ligase (gene FAA21). Gene Ontology annotation, cellular component: membrane; endoplasmic reticulum. Gene Ontology annotation, biological process: long-chain fatty acid metabolic process. NCBI's taxonomy places the organism in Eukaryota, Fungi, Ascomycota, Pichiomycetes, Serinales, Debaryomycetaceae. Gene Ontology annotation, molecular function: long-chain fatty acid-CoA ligase activity. The transcript has a single exon. The record is from RefSeq and is a predicted model, not a curated record. Bases 1 to 2157 code for a protein of 718 amino acids.